UUCCUCUUCCCCUCUCCUCUUCCUCUCAGAGCUGCAGCUGCUGAUGCUGCUGCUGCUGCUGCUGCCGCCGCCGCCAGAGCAAAGCUCACGACUCAGCAGCGACCAGAAUAAACCCGACCGACCGCCUGACGUCCGGACGCGGACGGUGCGCGCGCGUCGGGAGGAAACUCCGGACACUCGAGCUGAAAAGCGUCACGAGAGGACUUUCCUCUUGGCGACGUGCGGGACGGACUCGUGCCUCGCGGGACUCCGGGGAUUCGACCAGUGCGUUCGCAGGCGGGAUGGAGAGGCUGCGCGGCGGCAGCGUGGCGCGGUGCUGACGGACCGGAUGGAGCCUCUGCGGUUUUCACGCCCUCCCUCGUGAAACACGUUACUUUUGCUCCGGAUUCCCACUCGUCUGACUUUUUGUUGUUGUCUAGAAAGAUCAACGCCAGAGACGUUUGUCCGCGCGCGUGAGAGAUGGGGCGGCUGCUCGUGCCGCACCGGUCCGGCAGGACGGUGACACUUUGUGCCACAGGUGAAUGAGCGUUUCUCCUCUUUCCCUCGAGUGUUAUUUUUCAACCUGAUCCGAGCUCGUCGCGCACUCGACGAUGGACCUGAAGGUGGACGCGGAGGAGAUGGACUCGCACCGACCUCCCCCUCCUCCGCCGCCGCCCGUCGAAGUUUUCGCGCGCGCCUCGACGCUGCACGGCAUCGCGCACAUCUUCACGUACGAGCGCGCGUGCGUCAAGCGCAGCCUGUGGGCGCUGCUCUUCCUGGGCUCGCUCGCCCUCCUGCUGUACGUGUGCGUGGACCGCGUCCACUUCUACCUGGAGUACCCGCACGUCACCCGCCUGGACGAGGUCACGACCCCGACCAUGACGUUCCCCGCGGUCACGUUCUGCAACCUGAACGCGUUCCGCUUCAGCCGCGUGACGCGCAACGACCUGUACCACGCGGGCGAGCUGCUGGCACUGCUCAACCAGAGGUAUGAGAUCCGGGACGUCCACCUGGUGGAGGAGAGCGUCCUGGAGAGCCUGAAGGUCCGAGCCGACUUCCACAACUUCAAGCCGCGGCCGUUCAACAUGCGCGAGUUCCACGACCGCACGGGCCACGACAUCGCCGACAUGCUGCUCUCGUGCCACUUCCACGGCGCCGAGUGCCGCGCGGAGGACUUCAGAGUGGUCUUCACUCGCUACGGGAAGUGUUACACCUUCAACGCAGGCGGCGACGGACGCCCCCCCCUCGUCACCACCAAGGGAGGGAUGGGUAACGGACUGGAGCUCAUGCUGGACAUCCAGCAGGACGAAUACCUGCCGGUCUGGGGAGAGACGGACGACACGUCGUUCGAAGCCGGGGUCAAAGUUCAGAUCCACAGUCAGAGCGAGCCGUCCUUCAUUGACCAGCUCGGGUUCGGAGUGGCGCCCGGGUUCCAGACGUUUGUUUCCUGCCAAGAACAAAGGCUGAUUUAUCUCCCCCCGCCCUGGGGAGACUGUAAGGUGACGCCCAUGGACUCCGACUUCUUCGACAGCUACAGCAUCACGGCGUGUCGCAUCGACUGCGAAACGCGCUACCUGGUGGACAACUGCAACUGCCGCAUGGUGCACAUGCCCGGCGAUGCACCGUACUGUACGCCAGAGCUGUACAAGGAGUGUGCUGACCCGGCUCUCGACUUCCUGGUGGAAAGAGACAACGACUUCUGCGUGUGCGAGACGCCGUGCAACAUGACCAGAUACAGCAAAGAGCUGUCGUUCGUCAAGAUCCCCAGCAAGGCCUCCGCCAAGUACUUGGCCAAGAAAUACAACAAAUCUGAGCAGUAUAUUAAGGAGAACAUCCUGGUGCUGGACGUCUUCUUCGAGGCGCUCAACUACGAGACCAUUGAGCAAAGGAAGGCCUACGAAGUGGCUGGACUUUUAGGCGAUAUCGGUGGUCAGAUGGGACUUUUCAUCGGGGCAAGUAUUCUCACUAUCCUGGAGCUGUUUGACUACUUUUAUGAGGUGAUAAAGUACAAGUUGUGCCGCUGCUCCGAUAAGAAGCGCCACAACAACAACGGCGACCAGGGAACAGUCCUGAGCCUGGACGACGUCAAGUGUCACGUCAGUAACUUUCACUAGGCCUCCGCAGCACGCGGCGAGCAGCCGCUCCCUGGCCUCCGCGCGACCUCGUGAACUUUGUUCACCGCGGUGAAGCCGGAGCAGAUUUCCGCGGCAGCGAAAGUGUCUGAACUGUGUCCGGUCGAAGGUUCAUGAUCAACGAGGUGAAAAGAACAACCAUGUGGCCGGAGUUAGGAGAGAGCGACGGAGGACAGACGCCAGUUGUCAACGUGUUGUGGUGAAUUCAAAAAACGUUAGAAUAAAAACUGCAUGGUCUUGUAUAAAAGGCUUUUAAAGACAUAGCAACAGAUUCAGUGAAUGGGGGCAUGAACUAGACAAAGGGCCAUUUGUGUUCAGUUAAACAGCGUUCGAUGUGCAGUACCAGCUGUGCAGUGGUGUUUCUGUCAUUUUGAAUGGAGAUUUUUGUAAAAAAUAUUUCGUGAAACAGAUUUGGUUUCACUCAUAAAUAUGACAUUUGCUUUGUUUAGAAAUGUGCAUGUCACCACUUUAUCUUUUUUUUUACCCAAUUACACUUUAUUUUACAGGUUCAUAAAUUCCCCAAAACAUUUCCUGGUAAUAACCAAAUGAAGGAGAAGUCAGAUACGGAGGCAUCAGUUGGUUAAAUUAUAUGAGUAGUAGAUAAUUACUUUAUUAGCUCUAAAACUAAACUAACUCAAAUAUCUGUUUCUCUCUGUUUCCUGUUAUUUCUACCAAACUUCAUGGUUCCUCCCAGUUCGCUUUCAAUAACUUAUCAGAAGACGGUUUGAUCUUUAUAUUUUUCACUUUUACUUUACACCAAAUUUCCAUUUUUAUAUGCAUGUCAUUGGAUUUCCUCGUUAAAACCUUGUGCAUUUCGUCAGUCUACUGUACUACCUCAUCUUGCACGGUGACGGCGCCACGUCUUGUGCUUCUCCUACAGUAAUGUUGUGAUGCCACAGUAAAGAAAUAAUGAAAUGUAUUAGUGUAACAGAACCACCAGUGGUAGAGUCGAGUCAGAUUAGCAGCCAUCAACAUAUUAAACAUGCUAGCAUUAGCUAGCAUUAGCCUGCUACUGGUCAAGUCAGUAUUUAGCCGAUAGCACCAGCCAAGAUCAGUGAAUGUAUUCAACUGAAGUUUGAAUAGUUUGUCAUUUCCGGACGUAGACUUCAGAGACAUCAACACCACUCUCAUGUCUGUCCGUUAGUAUCGGGCUACAGCUAGCAGCAGCUAGCUUAGCUUAGCACAACGACGUAACGGGGAAAGCAGCUUGUACUCAAAACAAAAGCAUACAAACAAAAAUGUACUUUCAGUCUGUUGUUUUAAACACAAAUUGUACAAGGAAUGAAUAAAUGAGACAUUACGUGUACAUUUUUUACCA
Messenger RNA from Scophthalmus maximus (turbot), 3429 nucleotides. Its product is annotated as acid-sensing ion channel 1-like. Lineage: Eukaryota; Metazoa; Chordata; Actinopteri; Pleuronectiformes; Scophthalmidae. Gene Ontology annotation, biological process: sodium ion transmembrane transport. Gene Ontology annotation, cellular component: membrane. The record is from RefSeq and is a predicted model, not a curated record. The transcript is spliced from 10 exons. The coding region runs from base 591 to 2093 and encodes 500 amino acids.